Daphnia magna is the source of this 1129-nucleotide messenger RNA. Its product is annotated as adhesive plaque matrix protein. The record is from RefSeq and is a predicted model, not a curated record. Bases 222 to 932 code for a protein of 236 amino acids. The transcript is spliced from 2 exons. Lineage: Eukaryota; Metazoa; Arthropoda; Branchiopoda; Diplostraca; Daphniidae.
CUCACGAACGUUCCAGUAUCAGAAAGCAAUUGAUACAUGCGGAAGGGGAAAUAUUGACACUACAUUUGAUGCUAUAAGAUGGCGCCUUUCUUUCAAGUGGGGUAUAAGUCCGCUUCAACGGGCACAUCUUCUCAUCAGUCAGUUCUCGACUUUAACGUCAACAAAGUGUCUCCAAACCAGCACCCCAACGCGGAUACACACCCCCGACACUUGUUGUCACGAUGAAACAGUUCUUUUUCAAGAAUUUCACUGUGAUUCUGCUGACUGUAUUAUGCGUAGCAGUCGCUAUGCUUGAUGGCAGCAAAACACAGCCGAAACGCGGUGCGGCAAAAGACAGCGACUGGGUCCCUAUUUUCCAUCGGAAUCAGACAAAAAUUCGUGACGAACGUUACCAUCGUGCGCGCUACAGCGAAUAUCGCACAGUGGGCCGGCAAAGCAAGUACAGACGACAAAAUUCAAACUACAACGAAUGGAGGCCACACUUUCCCGCUCCGGCUCACAGCUAUUUAUCUCCAAAUAACAAACCGUCGUCGGCCUUUGAUUCGUACGCUCCCGUUUACCCGGAAACACCUUAUUCUCCGCCGAAAAUUCAAAGCUACGAACGUCCAGCGUCCAUCUAUCCAACUGCUUACUACACCAAAUCAACGAGUCCCGUUCAUCGCAAACCUUCUUACUCGUCACCGUCUUACUCGUCACCGUCUUACUCGUCACCGUCUUACUCGUCACCGUCUUACUUUCCUCCGGCUCCUUUCGAUGUGCCCAAAUUUCCAUCACCUGAGCCUGAAUACCCGUCGAUUUACUACAACGAUUUUAAACGAGUACAUGAAAGUUAUGAUCGUCCAAGAGAACGAUACGUCAACAAGCCAAACGAAUUUCCCGAUUUCGAUGAGUUUCUAAGACAGAGCAUCGCUUUUCAACACUUUAGACCUUGAGAUUAAAGAGAAAUUUUUUAAUUUGUAAUACUAUACUUUGUUGAUUUUGACGUUUUCUUGUUGACCAUUUUAAGCUUUGAAUUCAUUUGAUUUCACCAAUUAAGGAGAUCAUUGUCGUCGAGCGCAUGGCAGGCCUAUUCCAACACGAAGACAAUUGUACAUUAUGAAACUUAAAAUAAAAACCCAAUUCUCAUUUA